AUGGCCAAAUCCAUCAUCAAAAAGUACAAAUACUGCAAAGGAUACCUAAGCCCAGCCUUCAGAAAACAAUUGCGUUGCUCCAGCAUCAAUUUUGGCCAUAGAAAUUACUUCCUCUACAUAAAGAGGGUCAUGAAGGAAGUCGUUCCCCAGAGACACAUAUCAGCUCGCACUGUGGACAUCUUGAACAUCCUGAUCAACGACCUCUUUGAAAGAAUUGCUACGAAAGCCUGCCACGUGAUGUAUUCCAGAAAUCGCUGUACCCUCACCCUUGAAGAUCUCGAGGAGGCCGUGUAUCAGCUGUUGCCAAGGAAACUAGCUGAGUUUGCAGUGGCUUUUGGAAAUGAAGCAGUCCACAGAUUUUUCCACUCUUAA
Messenger RNA from Nannospalax galili (Upper Galilee mountains blind mole rat), 372 nucleotides. Its product is annotated as histone H2B subacrosomal variant-like. Lineage: Eukaryota; Metazoa; Chordata; Mammalia; Rodentia; Spalacidae. Bases 1 to 372 code for a protein of 123 amino acids. Gene Ontology annotation, molecular function: DNA binding; structural constituent of chromatin; protein heterodimerization activity. Gene Ontology annotation, biological process: nucleosome assembly. The transcript has a single exon. The record is from RefSeq and is a predicted model, not a curated record. Gene Ontology annotation, cellular component: nucleosome.